AAGCCUCCGUACUCCACCACGCCACGUGGCGCGCUGUAGCCUUCAAGAUCUCAUCGCUGACCUCAUCCUCCUUGAAUCAAACUUCAGCGCCUUCAAUCCCGGCUUAACUUGCUCGAUCCACGACCCAAUUCGACUUCAUGCGUCCUACCAAUGCCGGCCGCAGAUAACCCAGGCGGCGGCAGCGGCGCCAGCACCAGCACCAGCACACGCGUGCUGCGUGGAGCGUCGGUGCUGAUCCUCCUGCAAGUGGUUUCGCGGGCCCUCACCUUUGUCGCGAACCAGGCGCUGCUGCGCUUCCUGACGGCCCAGCUGCUCGGCGUGUCGACCCAGCUCGAGGUCUACUACCUGUCCGUCAUUUUCUUUGCGCGCGAGAGCUUGCGGGUCGCCAUCCAGAGACAGGACUCUUCAAGUCUCUCAACUGCCAGGGGUGGCAAGGACGACCAUCACAGUCAUGGAGAGCAAAACAAGACCACGGACGCUUCGGCGCAGCAGGCCGUCGUCAACCUGGGCUACAUCGCCCUGUCCCUGGGCAUCCCGCUGGCAUUCCUCUUCGGCUGGCUCUACCUCGGUUCCGUGAGCGCCACCACCCUGGCAUCGGCGCCGAACCUGGUCCCCUCGCUCUACAUCUACGGGCUCGCCGCCGUGGUCGAGCUGCUUUCCGAGCCGGCGUUCGUCGUGAUGCAGACACGCCUGCAGUUCGGCGCGCGCGCCGCUGCUGAGUCGAUCGCCACCUUCCUGCGCUGCGUCGUCACGCUGAGCUCGGCAGUAUGGGGCGCGAACCGCCACCGCGAGCUGGGCGUGCUGCCGUUUGCCCUCGGCCAGCUGAGCUACGGCAUCGGACUGCUGGCCGUCUACGCUUGGCACGGCGCGGCGCUGGCGAGCCGUGAAGGCUUCUCUCUCUUGCCCCGACGCAUCAUCGCCACGGCCUCGACCCAAGCGAAGGGAGUUCGCCGAGGUGAACAGCCCGCCUUCGUCCUCUCCUACUUCUACCGCCCCACCCUGCACCUCGCCUCCAGCAUGAUGGCCCAGAGCGUGGUCAAGCACGUCUUGACGCAGGGCGACACCUUCUUGGUGAGCAUCCUCUCCACGCCGACCGCCCAGGGCGUCUACGCGCUGGCCAACAACUACGGCGGCCUGCUCGCCCGCCUGGUGUUCCAGCCCAUCGAGGAAAGCAGCCGCAGCUACUUCAGCCGCCUGCUCGCCCCGUCGUCGUCAUCUUCUUCCCCUCCCUCCACCGCAACCAACCAAUCCCACCACCACCACCAAAACCUCACCCAAGCCUCCACCGCCCUCCAAUCCCUCCUCAAAGCCUACCUCCUCCUCUCCCUCGCCAUCACCGCCCUCCUCCCGGCCGCGGCGCCCUCGCUCCUCGCGCUCGUCGCCGGCCCGCGCUGGUCCGGCUCGGGCGCAGCCGCCUGCCUGGCCGCCUACGCAUGGUACAUCCCGCUCCUGGCGCUCAACGGCGUGGCCGAGGCGUUCGUGGCGUCGGUGGCGGGCGAGGCCGACGUGCACCGGCAGAGCGCCUGGAUGGCGGGCUUCUCGCUGGUCUUCGCCGCCGCGGGGUUUUUCCUGCUCCGCGUGGCUGGGUGGGGCGCCGUCGGGCUGGUGGUGGCCAACGGCGUCAACAUGGCCUGUCGGAUUGCCUGGUGUGUCGUGUUCAUCAAGCGGUAUUUUGCGCGGGAGGGGGCCGGUGAGGGGGCCGGGUUUGAGCUGCUGCGGGUGCUGCCCUCGCCGGCGGCGAUGCUGGCCGGCGCGGUGGCGGCGCAGGCUGUGAAGAGGAUGGUACCCUCAGCUGCGUCGGGAGAGGUGCCAGCCGGGCCGAGGGAAGCGAUCGUGGAGCUGGUCAAGGUGGCGGCUGUUGCUGUGCCGUUUGUGCUCAUUGUGUGAGUCUUUGAUUCAUUUCGUGAUCAUCUAACCGCUGUCUAUGGUAUCGCCUUGGCUAACAUGGCAGCAAGUGCCGCGUCCGAACGCCGGUUUAUCUACAGCGCCUUUCAGGCUCUCAG
Thermothielavioides terrestris NRRL 8126 is the source of this 2003-nucleotide messenger RNA. RefSeq lists its product as uncharacterized. Gene Ontology annotation, cellular component: endoplasmic reticulum membrane. Gene Ontology annotation, biological process: dolichol-linked oligosaccharide biosynthetic process; glycolipid translocation. The record is from RefSeq and is a predicted model, not a curated record. Bases 151 to 1887 code for a protein of 578 amino acids. NCBI's taxonomy places the organism in Eukaryota, Fungi, Ascomycota, Sordariomycetes, Sordariales, Chaetomiaceae. The transcript has a single exon.